AUGAAGGAUGAUUCUGCUCCGUCCAAGGGGGCCCGUGGAGGCCGCUCAGCCCGGAUGAGCAAUGAAGACAGGAAGCUUCGCAAUCGCCUAUCGCAAAAAGCCUUUCGCGCUCGGCAAGCUAUGCGGAUCAAGGAGUUAGAGGACAGAUUAGAAUCCAGGCCAGCGUCCGAAACUGAUCGAAUCGCAGAGCUCGAAGAGCGAAACGCGUUCCUUGCUAACAGGCUGUUCGAGUGUCACAAGAAACUGGAGAGCCUUCAGGUUACCAUCAAAGCUCUGUCCGAAUCUACUGCUGAGGCGCUUGACAUGGUGAUGAGUAAAGACAAGAAGAAGGAGGCAGACGACGAUGAAGAGGUAGAUGAGGUAGUGGAUGAGAUACAUCGUCCGACCUCGGAACCGCCGUCGACUUCAGAUAUCUCUUCGUCCGAUUCGAAAGAAGUCAUCCAAUCGGUAUCGAAGACAGAUUUCAUCUGCAGAGGAAGCCCUAUUAUUCCGGACAUGACUUUUGGUGCCACCCAUCAACGACCAGACACCGCGGCGACUGCUCCCAACUGGCCCGAUCUCGAUACAGGAUACGACGAGAUCCCUGAUGACUUCAAGGAUGCCCUUCAAGCAGCAAUAAGCCAUGAUCCCGAUGUUUUUGCCUCAUUGAGUUUCGUCGACUCUUCUGGUCUCAACGACAACGCGACCUUUAUAGACACAAACAAUCCACUCACAUGGGAUAAUAUGAUAGCCGAUCCAAUCAUGCAACAACGCUUAUCUUUCACUUUUCCACAGAUGGGUCCGAAUGCAUAUUCGGCUGCCGAAACCCAUGGACCAGUCUUGGUGCGAGGACCUCAUGGGCAGCUACAUCGAACAAAUUCCCCGUGGUCGGAUCAUAUCACUACUCUCGAAUACUUCUUGCGCCAGAAGUGGAAACCUUUAGAACUUAGGAGAAAUGGAAAAGAUGUUUCUUUCGAUGGUCUUCCGAGCUCGGUUUGCUUCAUGCUGUCAUCUUUCAUCUGCCUAUCAUGGCCUACGAUGGCAGCCUGGCACACCUAUACACGAGCCCAUAUUCCUGUCGGCAGCCUUAUGGCGUGGCGCCUGAACCCGAGCCCACAGAUGUAUGCGGCUAUUGACCCUUCCCUUCGUCCGACAAAACUUCAGAUGACAGUGCACCAUCCAGCAAUUAUCGACUGGAUCCCCUUCGCUAGUUUGCGUGAGAAGCUAAUCAUCUAUCAUUCUGCCAACCCCAAUCUAGAUGAUUUGAUCUGUGAGAUCGGGAAUUCAUAUGUCAUGGAAAUUGAUCUUGCGCGACUAGUCGCAGUCAUACCUCCAACACGCGGCUACGUUGGGGUUUGGGAUCUUGUCCGAUCGAUCGCGCCAGAAGCCACGGCAAGUUCAAAUACAACGAAUCUCUUCCACCCAGAUUUCGAGAACUCUCCAGAGACCAUUGACGACUUUGAUGACGAGGAUGAGCCGAACACCCCUGCGAGCUGUUUACCGGCGCCUAAUGCAAGUGUGCUUUUUGGCUCGAAAGUGCUCGCACUUAAAGCAUUCAAGUUGAUAGGGAUGCAUAGAGGAGUUGGCAACUUCUUACUGGAUCCGAAUUUCUUCGACAGGCAUCCAGAACUCUUCGACCCUGCGGCAAACCUUGUCGCUCAUGGCGUUCCGCUACGCCCGGGGGACCGGAAAUUCAUUUCAGCGCCUCAACCAUUAGACUCCAGCGUGCUAGGCCGGUAUAAGGAGUUGUCUUCAUGGUCACUUUCUCUGACCUCAGCUAUGAUCACCGCGACCUAG
This is a messenger RNA of Cladophialophora psammophila CBS 110553, 1776 nucleotides long. RefSeq lists its product as uncharacterized. NCBI's taxonomy places the organism in Eukaryota, Fungi, Ascomycota, Eurotiomycetes, Chaetothyriales, Herpotrichiellaceae. The transcript has 3 exons. The record is from RefSeq and is a predicted model, not a curated record. Gene Ontology annotation, molecular function: transcription cis-regulatory region binding; DNA-binding transcription activator activity, RNA polymerase II-specific. Gene Ontology annotation, cellular component: RNA polymerase II transcription regulator complex. Bases 1 to 1776 code for a protein of 591 amino acids.